AUGGCAGCAAAUAAGCGGCCUGAAGAUUUUAUGAAACAUUUAAUAAAACAAAGCAUUUAUAAGCCACUAGUGUUAAACCAUAACCUACGAUCUUUAUAUAGUGGAAAGAGGGCUUUGUUAGAAGUGAUAGCAAGAAGAGCUCUUGGUCCAACUCGUGGUCAGAUUCUUUUAAAUGAUGUCCCCAUGUCUAUGAAAUUGUUCCAAGAGCAGUGUGGUUACGUUCCAAAGCAGGUUGACCUUCUUCCAGGACUAACUGUGCGCCAGACGCUGAUAUACGCUGGAAAUCUGAGCAUCGCAUCCAAAGUGUCCAGCUCAACCAAACGCAGUCGGGUAAAGCAAGUGAUGGCUGACCUCGCAUUGAACCAAGUAGCCAAUAGAGAAGUUAGUAGUCUCACACCUAGCGAAUAUAGACGUCUGGCUAUUGGAAGUGAGCUGGUAAGAGAUCCAG
Messenger RNA from Limulus polyphemus (Atlantic horseshoe crab), 448 nucleotides. RefSeq names its product ABC transporter G family member 10-like. Lineage: Eukaryota; Metazoa; Arthropoda; Merostomata; Xiphosura; Limulidae. The annotation marks the transcript as partial. The record is from RefSeq and is a predicted model, not a curated record. Gene Ontology annotation, molecular function: ATP hydrolysis activity; ATP binding. The transcript has 3 exons. Gene Ontology annotation, cellular component: plasma membrane.